UAGCCCCUGCUGCUGACAUGGCAUUAAAUAAUAAAUAAAUAAAUCACAACAUGUUAUAUGUAAGAUAAUAUGUGUAUUAUAAUGAACUUAUAAUCUGCUAUAAUAUGGCGGUCGUUCUGGACCAGGAACACAACUAGCUAUCAUGAAAUGAACACAACAGGAGGGUAAAUGCUACAGGCUACAAUGGCAGUUAGUGUAACGUGUUAUGUAGUGUUUCAGGCAACGACAUGGCUUCAGCUAAGUCUCACAAAGGCAUGAGUAAUGCUGAAUGGCUUGCGCGUCUGGAGAGUUUUGCCCAAACAGGAGUUUGGCCAUCUACACAGGGGAAUAGACCUUCUCCCCGACAAAAACGAUGGCAUGAGAUGUAUCAGAAGAUAGAAAAGUGCCCUCUGCAAAUGAGGGGACAGACCACUCUUCUGAAGGAAGCUCAGACAUGUAUUUGUGGCUUUCACAAGGUUCAUCCACCAGUCACAGGGGAAGCAUCACAGAGCACCCCGGCCCAAAGCACACCCUCUGUCAGCGAUGUGUCAUGUCCUGCAAAGAGACCUAAACUGACAUUGUCAAUGUUUGAAAAGUCAAGGUUUGGAGGCUCACAUGUGGCAGCAGCAAAACCUAAUUUGAGCACCCAGAGGAAAACCUCUCAGAUGUUAGAGCACUCCAGUUCAGCUACAGUUUCAUGUCCACCCUCUGAUCCUCAUCCUCCUCCAUCCCCCAAACCUCAUCAGCCCGUCAUCCAGUCCUCCUCUUCCUUCUUCCUUCCUCCACCUCAGAGUUCACAACGCAUCAAAAAAACAGCAACGCCAUCAACUGUUUCUGAGAAUACUGUUGUGAGGAGCCCAGUCUCAUCUCAGCCAGAAGAUCUCCCCCUUCUGUGGCCACAGACAAUGCCACAGCAAGACCAGAAGUGGGUGUCAGAAGCACUUUUUAGGGUUGGUGCAAAGGGAAAGCUGGAGCUGCGUGAAAACCUACAGUUGUGGUAUCACCCCCCACCACCAGCCCUGUUGUACCACCAAGCUCCAACACCUGAUAGGUUUUUUUCACAGCGUCUCUUGCUCUGGAUGCCAUAUAAGCUGUGGAAGGUGCGGCUCCAGUGUACUAACCCUGCCUGUGCCAGGCAACAGCUGUGUGGUGGUGGACUGCACAGGAGGGUACGACAGGUGUUAGACAUUGACAGAUACUACAACCUGGUGACAGAGACCCUGAUCUGCACCAGGUGUAGAACCAGCUAUCUGUCCUGGAGUCAAGCUGUGCUGCAGCAGUUGGACCUGGCCCAUCGAUCUGAAUUCAGGGUCAUCCUCACACGCAAGUAUGCCUGUGACAUUCGGGUUCUUCGCUUGCUGCGUGAGAGGGGCAUGGGGAAUGGCCCAGUGAGGAUCAUCGGCCAGCUGAGAGAGAACCACAGUGAGGAGUGGUUGAAACGUGCGCUUCGGUACACAUCAGAGUGUGUGGCCUUUUUUGAUAAUCGUGGCCUGCAUCCGCUGCACUUCCAGGAGCCACCACCACUUGCUUCAGUACCCAGCUACAAAUGGCUCCUCACUGUAUAUAGUCAGGACAUUCUCAACAGGCUCGAUCACAUAAAGGCCAGCAUAACAUCCACGUAUGGAUCAAUCUUAAAAAUGGAUUCAACUAAGAAGAUCACCAAGAAGUUGAGCGGGCCUGCGAAAGGCACAGCACAGUGGCUUACCUCAGUGGGCAAUGAGAUAGGUCAGGUGCUGAUGAGUGUCCUGACUGCGAAUGAAGGGGCUGGGUUAGACCUCAUGGCUGCAGGGCUCAUGGAGCGAUACCGGAGUGCUGGUGUUGAUCCUCCCACUAUCAUUUAUGUGGACUGUGAUUGUUGCAAGAAAGUGGGAGAGACUAAAUUGAAGAGGCGGUUCAGCGGCUGGCCAGAUGUCAUCGUCCGCCUAGACAUUUGGCAUUUUAUGCGACGUCUGGCAGUAGGGUGCACCACUGACGCCCACCAGUUGUACCCUACUUUUAUGGCAAGGCUGUCAUCCUGUAUUUUUGAGUGGGAUGCAGGGGAUCUCACUCUGCUGAGACAGGCCAAAAGGGAGCAACUCAUCCAACAGGGCUGGCCUACUCUGUCGGAGGCAGAACUGGACCAUCAUUUAACUAAAGCUGAGCUGCUCCAGCACUGCAGGAGGAGAACACGGGAGAAGAAACCACUUUCCGCCUCCUUGAUAUGCUCACCAGAGAGCUCAUGGGUGGCAAGGGGAAUGAUGCUCUUGGUGUUCCUCUACUUGACAGUGUGA
Molecule: messenger RNA, 2249 nt
Organism: Carassius auratus (goldfish)
Lineage: Eukaryota; Metazoa; Chordata; Actinopteri; Cypriniformes; Cyprinidae
Exons: 8
Coding region: 228-2249 (673 amino acids)
Source: RefSeq, a predicted model, not a curated record